UUUCCAACUGCGCGACGUCGUUUGGGUUCCUCAAUCUCACCUUCCCUCCUACGCUUUCCUCGUAUACGCAAAGAUGAAGCAUUUGUAGAGUACAAUGUGUGAGCACUGCACUUCCCAUUAGAGAAAGUAAAAAGGUGUAAGCACUGAGAUUUGAUCCAAGGAAAGAGAAGAAAGCAGCUGAAGAAAUGGAUGCAGCAGAAGAAAGAGCGGAAGAUGAGGAAGAAAUUGCGCAUGCUGACAAUGCUUGUUCCGAUGAUUCGCUGGAAGAAGAAGGAGGAGAAGACGAAGAGGAAGAAAACGAGAAGUUGUGUUCUGAGG
Molecule: messenger RNA, 318 nt
Organism: Sesamum indicum (sesame)
Lineage: Eukaryota; Viridiplantae; Streptophyta; Magnoliopsida; Lamiales; Pedaliaceae
Source: RefSeq, a predicted model, not a curated record